This is a messenger RNA of Anopheles arabiensis, 7175 nucleotides long. It is a transcript of the gene nAChRalpha4, whose product is annotated as acetylcholine receptor subunit alpha-like. The transcript has 9 exons. Gene Ontology annotation, biological process: regulation of membrane potential; nervous system process; chemical synaptic transmission. Gene Ontology annotation, cellular component: postsynaptic membrane; neuron projection; synapse. NCBI's taxonomy places the organism in Eukaryota, Metazoa, Arthropoda, Insecta, Diptera, Culicidae. Bases 2117 to 3244 code for a protein of 375 amino acids. Gene Ontology annotation, molecular function: transmembrane signaling receptor activity; acetylcholine-gated monoatomic cation-selective channel activity. The record is from RefSeq and is a predicted model, not a curated record.
ACUUCUUAUAUAUACCAAAAUGUUACAUGCUGUAUACUAAAAUAUUGGAAUCAACUAUUGGAAUAAUAUUUGCAAUUUCUCGUUUCUCGUUAUUUGUUUUUAUUUCAUUAUCAGUUUCUCUUAUCUACUAUUCGUUUAAUUUACCCUGAUGAAUUAUUCGUUUUUAAAAAGCUUCCAAAUAAUUUAGUAGAUCGUCAUUAUAUUUUCAACCAACUAAUUCUGGUUUUUUGAUUUGGAAUGCUCUUGUUCGAUUCUUCGGUUUCUUACCAGUCUUUCGUUUUUUUUUCUAGGGAGCUGAUGGUGCCUCAUGUAAUUGAUUGAUUGUGGUCUGUUAGCUGCUUGCCUUCUUGAUCGAAAAAAACGUUAUGAGAUAUUUCGUAUUGCAUCCUUAGCGAAACAUUUUUCAUGAGAUUGAAACCUAAGCACAGCACACCGGUGCCGGUUUGAAGUUGUCUAGAGAUGUUGUUUAGAAACGAAAUGAUAUACACACAAUAUGGCCAGCAGUAUCUUUUGAACUAAAUUUCGACUACUACUAGCGAACUUUUGUAUGAUUUGACUUCUCCGUGUCUUAGGUAUUUCUUCUUUUUAGUGUUAACGAUCCUUCUUGCAAGAAUGUUACGUUAUAGUUUGCUUGUUUGGUGUUUUUUACUUACCUUUCCUUGGUUUGUUUGUUUUCAUACACCACUGUUGGAAGUGUUUCUUUCGGUUAUGUGAAACAAAGAACAAUAAUUAUAUCAAUCACGAUAUGGGUGAUUAAAACUAUAACAAAACACACGAAAUACAAACUCUCCUUCAAAUAAACAGCCUGAAAGCGAUACAAAAAUGCGCUAAAGUUGCUUCUCUGCCAUAUACGAUUGGACUGUUAUUGAAUCCUUGUUUUCUUAGAUGAUAAUUGGACACGAAUUGUUUGAUGGAAAGUAGUGAUCUUAACAUAAAAUCAAAUUUACAACAUGAACGACUACUGGUAAAUGUGUUUCAAUGGGAGGACUCCCUGGGUCCAUGGGAGGUUAGCGCAUCAUAAUGGUGACAGUAGCUAGCGUGAAACUAGUAGCUUGAAAACGCAUUUGACUUAAAAAGAAAAGAAUACACUUUAGAUUAUACCAAGAAAAUCAAAAUAUAAACUUUACUAUUCGAUAAACGCUGUGAAAUCUAUUCAUGUUGAUUUGCUUGAAGCACAUUUUGGUAUUCCAUACUACAUUCUUUUACAACGAACAUGUGCUAUCGUUGUGAUCAAGUGACAUUUUUAUACUGCAAAACGUACCGAUCUUAUGUUUGGUAUUGCGAUUGUUUCAAAUAGUUCAAAGUCAGUGCGGCCGUCGUUUUGGUAAACUUUUUUUCCGAGUGAGAAAUGUUUCGAUCGUUUGCAUCUUUGGUAGACAAUUUGUUUGUGCGAUUCAGUACAACUGCUCAUCGAAGGCAUUUAUUAGUUUAUCUUUACCAUAUUGGCAUCAUUAAUGACACUUGAUUGUUUACCUUUUACUUAUAUACUUAUCUCCGUUCACACUAGCUGUAUCCAGUCUACCCAUAAGUGACGGGGUGUGACUUUUCAAAUUUGGAUUUUUGUUUUGAUUUAUGAAAUAUAGCAGAACAAAAACAUUGAUAAUUGCAAGCAAAUAAUUCGAUAGUGGCUUUAUUAUUUAAAAUAAAAUCCUUCAUGAUUAAUGAUCUGCAUGGUUACGUGAGGAAUGUUUAGGAUAAUUUUGGACUUAAGACUUGACACUUCUCUUCCCACUUCUUCCUCUUGGUACUAAGAUUACUACCAAUAUCAAUCGAAACGAUUGCCAAUCGCCGUUCCCUAGCUAACGCAUCCGUACGAACUAUAAUGAUAAUGAAUGAAGAAGAAAAUAUCUAAAAAUUGUCUACUUUAAUACUUUUUUUCUCUGUACAUCAUUUCCUCUUCUUUCGAUGCUAAACUGUUUAGUUCUCAUUUCUGCUACAACUUUCUAUCUUUCUUUCCCUUUUCUAUUCUCCCACGUACUAUGUUUACUUUGCUGUCAUAAUCUCUUUCUCUAUUUUACACCUUCCUGAAUGGAUCUUAACGUAUUCCUUAUUGAUUUUUUAAGGUUAGCUAUCGUCUCGAGAAUCGCUCAGUGAUUGACGAAUUUGAAGCACCAACAUGGUUGACCUGCGGCAUAUGGAUGAAAAGUCGGGAAGUAACAUCGUAGACGUCGGGGUCGAUCUGUCCGAGUUUUACAUGUCGGUCGAGUGGGAUAUCUUGGAAGUGCCCGCUGUCAGGAACGAAAAGUUCUACACCUGCUGCGAUGAGCCGUACUUGGAUAUCACGUUCAACAUUACCAUGCGCCGAAAGACGCUGUUCUACACCGUCAACAUCAUCAUCCCGUGCAUGGGCAUAUCGUUUUUAACCGUGCUGACGUUCUACCUACCUUCGGACAGUGGCGAAAAGGUUACGCUUUCGAUAUCGAUUUUGAUUAGCCUUCACGUGUUCUUUUUGCUGGUAGUCGAAAUCAUACCGCCAACGUCGCUAGUUGUGCCUUUGUUAGGGAAGUAUCUCAUCUUUGCCAUGAUACUUGUGUCCAUUAGUAUAUGCGUCACGGUAGUGGUGUUGAACGUUCAUUUCCGGUCACCUCAAACUCAUCGAAUGGCACCGUGGGUGAAAACAUUUUUUAUCGACUUUUUACCACGAUUCCUGUUUAUGAAGCGGCCACCGUACAUCGAAAACCACAGAAAACUGCUAUCCAAAGACCUACACGCUUGCUUUUAUCCUUAUUACUCGACUACUACAUUAAAUCGUAUAGCUCGUUUUACUAAUAGGGCUCCAUCUAAAGAAGAUCUUUCUCCGUCAAGUUUGUCAGGUACGGGCCCGUUCGGUGGAAGCUGCCAGAUUCACGGACCGAUUCAGCUGCCCCAUUCGGAGUCGGAGGAGCUGUCGAUGUCGACGGCGGCCGAUACGGCCGUCCCGUCCGGUAUCAAGAGUCCCGCGUUCAAGCAGCCCGCCUUCUCACACUCCGUCUGCUCGACCGAGGUGCACCGCAGCUGCUUCUGCGUGCGGUUCAUCGCCGAGCACACCAAAAUGCUGGAAGACUCGACAAAGGUAAAGGAAGACUGGAAGUACGUCGCCAUGGUGCUCGAUCGACUGUUUCUGUGGAUCUUCACGCUGGCGGUGCUGGCCGGCACGGCCGGUAUCAUACUGCAGGCACCGACGCUGUACGACGACCGGAUACCGAUCGACAAGACGUUUGACGAGUUGGCCACAUCGACCGUCGUGCGCUGUCCCCCGCAAUAACGCUCGCCGGCACUGUUGCAGCUACCGGUCGGCUUCAGUUUCGGGUUCGGGCUGCUGCUCGUGUGUGCCGCCGCCCUCAGUAGCUGCCUUUUCAUGUACGCCCGGCUGCGGGUCGCACGGUGCAGCCAGCCGGCCAAACCGAGCCUGCACCUGGACGUGGCGAAGCAGGUGGGCGGCAUGGUAGGAACGAACCGCCACCAUCACCACCAGGAACCAAGCUGUGUGGCGGUAGAGCGGUGAAGAGUGUAGCCUGUCCACCGGAGUGUCUGUCAUGCAGUCGUUUAACUCUGCCAUCCUGGCCUUUCCUCAGCAAUCUAGCAAACAACCGAACGCUAGACCGUCAGUCAUCUAGAGGGCACUCCACACAGCUCCCGGCAACAGUUGUAGCACGGGAUAAGUUUUACUGGCCAUUUUGCGUUCAUCUUUCACUACCGGUACGUACCACGACCGAUUGGCACGGAGUGUUUCAGCGAGCAGGCAGGGACACGCACGGCCGAUCGCUGUGUGUACUGAACGCCACUGCAGUUUUUAGCUUAUUUCGACUGUACAUAUUUCACACGGUGACAUGUGACACGACUCUGCGAGGAGAGGCGGCAUGAAAGCAUCGAAGCGCGCAUUAAAGCAAGCAUAUAACAGCCGACAAAAUUUAUCAGCAAAAAAAAAAGGUAGAUAACUACACUCACAUCCGUAAGCAUAACAAAACACACACGUCAAACAGUAUUAUAUAGAUACAGAUAAUAACUACAAGAGUUAACAUUUAAGAGUAAGGUUUAAACGAGUAGAAUUUUUAUGUCUAUAAAGAAUAAUACCAAACAAAAAAAAAAGAGAGGGAGACAAGAGCAAGAGAAAAACGGGACAAGUGAAAUGCAAUAUUUUUUUAUCGAACUAUGCACAAAAAAGCAAAAAAAAAAAUUGCCCCUUGCCGGAAACUUUUCUGGGCCAGAUUUGACAGCGGACAAGCUUCAUUUUACACACGUGACGUAGGAAACAUGUAACGGAAAAAAACAAACAAACAAAACAAAUUAUUAAUACAAACACUGCUGACACAAAUUUCGGAUAUUUCUUGAAAAGAGAAACCGGUUAGAGCGCAAUAGAGGUGUAUAACCAAUAAUCGAAAAACAAAAAGAGAUCUACAAAAGAAAAAAGAUAGAGCGAGAGAGAGAGAGAGAGAGAGGAGCAGAAGAUAACAUCACAAAUGGCUUACAUGAGCAUGAAAACAGCAGAAACAAAAACCUAUAUCGGGAAGCAUUAUUGAAACCAGCAAACGCAGAAGGUAACAAGCAAAGAUAAAAGAUAUUUAAAACGGGAAGGAAAAGGGAAAACAACAAACAGGUAUCAUAGUUUUAAACGGGAGUAAAGAAAGAAGAAAAAAAAAACACAAGGGAAACGUUUAAUGGGAAAAACGAUUAAAAAUCAGUAUAAUAAAAAAAACGAUAGGCAAACAAAAUAGGACAACUGCUGUUGCUGUUAUGUGGUUAACAAAAUUUAAACGAAAAAAAACGUGGUAGACACAAAUGUUUAGAUCCACCUUAUUCCAAAUAUGUUACGUCUAGCGUAGUAUCUUGUAACCGGCGUAAUCAUGCGUACAUCAUAGCAAAAUUGGUGCGAAAUGUGUUAAGUUAGAGAUUGUUCUUUUAUAUACUGUACUGUCUAAGUUCUAGUACCCAUGUAUUGUGUGCCGUUGACUUUUUAAACCCCAUGUGUGUAUGUGAGUGUGUGUGUGUGUUUGCAAGUGUUUUUUAAGUAGAAAUGCCACGAACCACGAAAACUCAAUAAUCCGAUGUAAUAGGAAAUACAAAGUGAAAGGGUAAAAUUCCUAGUGAGACUAUGUUAAAAGUAAACCAAACAAAAAACGCACACACAAACGCAUACAAAAAAACACACACACACACAAAUACAUUGCCACACAGAGGAAGGAAGCGAGAAGGGAAAAGGUAGCUUUAAAGCAUACAACGCAACACAAAGAAUCUUGCUCAAUUAAUACGCUACACUUGUUGUACCGGUUGCAUAGUGGGAAAUAGUAAGUGUCGCGCCUAACAGGCGCCGAGCGCUAGUACUACCCUUAAGACUCUUUCCCCAAUCAGUUUCCACUUAGGUCGGUCGGCUCUGGCUCGUCAGUUAGACGUUGGUUUUUGGUGAGUGUGUAUGUCGAACCGAAGGCCCCGGGCCUGAUUGCGGAGCGACUCGUUUAGAUUGCGUCGAGAGGGAAUGCUGAGGGAGAGAGCGUUAAAACUACGACAGCAACAACAAAAUACAAUGAAAAACACAUACUGCCAGCGAUUAAUAGCAUUGUGAGAACGAAGGAAACGUUGUUUUUUUUCUAGAUGCACCUAUAAUUGCCGUUUCGUUUGGCACGCGCGCGCGCGUACACGCGUUUAGCAGCAGGAGUGGGUUUAGAGUGGGGCAAGAUGGUGGCAAAAAAUCAAGCUCAAGAUAGAUACAUUUGUGAUUUCGUACCUUGGACAGUUAACAGUGUGGGACAAGUUGUAUAAUUUUAACAUGGUUUUUAUAGCUUAAUUAAGGUGAUUUCGAAAACAAUCUUCACGGACUGUAGCCAACCAUCGAUAGUUGUCCACCGCUCAAUAUAUGGUUAACAAAGGUUAAGGGACAUCGAUCUGGCCGUCGGUGUCGUUGCGCUUUUAGUUUAGUAAACGGAACGCUUCAUUCUCGUGCGUUACUACGCUCUAUUUGUCGCCUUAGUAAGCAAUCAUUUGUGCAUCUGCAAGAGAAAAAGAGAAAGAGAGAAAGAGAGAGAGAGAGAGAGAGAGAGAGAAAGAGAGAAAGAAAGAUAGCAACAUGAGGAAGAGAUAUAGAUAGAGCGAUAGAGAGAGAGAGAGAGAGAGAGAGAGAGAGAGAGAGAGAGAGAGAGGGGAAAGAUAGAAGUAUAUUAUUAGAGCCAAGUGUCAUGUUGCAAUACAAAAACGAAAAGAUGGAGAGAAAACACAUUUGCAAUCUUGCUCCACUGUACUCAAGCAAUGAGGGGUGGUUUAUGUUAGUGCCGAUUUACUAAACAGACCUCAUUAGUAACACAAAGGUACAUAUUGCUUUUCUUACACGCAACGAGAACUGAGUAUUGAUAAAACCUACAACAAACACACAGAAACUAAAACAGCUGUACCCAGACUGCACGUGCUCACAUACAAACACUCAAUCAUUGGAAGCAGUGAAAUGUUUUUGUUUGUUUAUUUUUGAUUGUUUUAUAAUUCUGCAAAUAGAAAACUUAUCUUUACAGAGAGCAAAAGAAAACACAAAUCAAAUAUGUAUAACAAUUUACAAUUAGUGGAAACAAAGCACAUGGUGCUCAUUGACGUGUGAGUGCAAAAGAAAGAACAAACUGAACAACUAACGAACGAACAAACGAACGAACGAACGAACAGACGAACGAACAAACCAACAAACCAAACCAAACAAAUACUAAUAAAUUUUAAAAAAUCCCCUUAACGCAAAACCAGCUGGGCAAAUUAAAACCCUCUAAAACGCGUGAGGUUGAACGGUAGUCGUUUUCAAGCCCUCACAUACCCGCCCACCUAUCCAUCCCAUAACCAUCCUCUCCUUCCCUUUCCCUCAUUAAAGAUGUAUGUAUAAAUCGGGUAAAAUCAAACUAAACUAAACGGAAACAUAAAAUAAAGCAAAAAACACUAAGAUAAAGUAAACUAAAGUAAAAGUAAACGACAACAGAAGCUGAAACACGCGCCCGCGCCCACACACAAACACAGCACGUAAUUCAUGGUUAACAGAAACAAAUAAAUCAACAACAACAAAAAUUGGCACUCUUUCGAGUGUGCGUGCGUGCUAGUGUGUGUUGGUGUGUGUGCGUUGGCUAUGAAUGAUAACGGCAAACAACAACAACAAAAAACAACAACAACAAUAAAAAGGCAAAACAUCGUAGUAAUUGCAAAUAAACCGGCAUGACGUUUCGUGUAACAAAAAA